CACCAGGUCACGUGAUUUGAGGGGGAAAAAAACAUGGCCGCUCAGACACACAGCACAAGUUUGGCAGCUAAGCAGGAUUGUAUUCUUGAGCCGCUUUGUUUCCCCGAGCACCUGUGUGGUAUCGCUUCUCUCACCUCCUCCAGCGAUGGCCAUCCGGUGACCUGUGCUCUCUGCUCAGACUCUUUUCCCACUUCCGUAAAAGAGCAGCUUCUCAAGCACAUGGUGUUGGAUCACAAACUGGUUAUCGCUGAUGUCAAACUCAUCGCUGACUUUCCACGGUACAUGUUGUACUGGAAGAAACGCUUUACAGAACAGCCCAUCACAGACUUCUGCAGUGUUAUCAAGACCAACUCUGAAGGUCCUGUAGAACAACAAGAGCACUACUUCCUAUUGUGUGAUGCUCUGCCAGAGGACAGGAUCCUUAGGGAGCAGCUACAACAGAGACGACUGGAGGAAGUUCUGGAUCAGCAGCAGAAAGAGCGGGACGAUACAAUGUUUCAUCGCGCAUGUAUGUUCUGCAGUGAGGAGUUUACUGGAAACAGGUCUUCACUGCUGAAUCACAUGGCUAAAGAACACUCUUUUAGCAUCGGUCUGCCUGACAACAUCGUCUACUGCAACAAGUUCCUCGACACUCUGGAGUGGAAACUGGAGAACAUGCAGUGUCUGUACUGUGAGAAAACAUUCAGGGACAAAACCACUUUGAAAGAUCACAUGAGGAAAAAGCAGCAUCGACGAAUAAACGCCAGAAACCACGACUACGAUCGCUUCUAUGUCAUCAAUUACCUGGAGUUGGGGAAGACAUGGGAGGAGGUGCAGUCUGAGGAUGACAGGGAGCUCUUUGAGGAUGAAGAUGAUGAUUGGUCAGAUUGGCAGGCUCAUCCUGUGUGUGCCGUGUGUCUGUUUUGUGAGCAGCAAGCAGAAACAAUGGAGAAAAUGUACACACACAUGGAGGAAACUCAUGAAUUUGACCUGCACAAAUUAAAAACAGACUUAAGCCUGAAGUUUUACCAGCAAGUGAAACUAGUGAAUUACAUCCGCCGUGAGCUUCACCAGUGCCGAUGCUACUGCUGUCAGGAGAGGUUUGAAACCAAGGAGGAACUAGUGCAACACCUGGGUAACACAGGUCACGUGAUGCAGCUGCCUGAGGUCUCGCACUGGGACCAACCACAGUACUCUUAUACUGUAAAAAAAAAAAACGCUCUUCUUACAGCUCUGUCAGACAGCGAGAGCGAACAUGAGGGUCCAAAUCCCAGCUCUGAAGUUCCCGUUAUUGCUGAAGACAUUUCAAACCUCAAAGUUAUAAAACAGACCAGCGUGCUUAAUAAACUGCUCAAAGACAGAGGCGGCUCUAACUGAAGAUAUGGGACACCCAGAGAAUUAUGCUCAAAUUAUGCGUCUAUUGCAGAAUAUGUUGAGAUUAAUGAUGUGACUAUUCCUUUCUAUUCAUGUGGGUUUACAGUAUAUUGACAGUGCUCACAUUGUGAAAAAGCAGUCAAAUAAACUUUAUUUAUUUA
Sinocyclocheilus anshuiensis is the source of this 1514-nucleotide messenger RNA. Its product is annotated as zinc finger protein 277-like. The record is from RefSeq and is a predicted model, not a curated record. NCBI's taxonomy places the organism in Eukaryota, Metazoa, Chordata, Actinopteri, Cypriniformes, Cyprinidae. The coding region runs from base 34 to 1356 and encodes 440 amino acids. The transcript is spliced from 12 exons.